Molecule: messenger RNA, 820 nt
Organism: Drosophila takahashii
Lineage: Eukaryota; Metazoa; Arthropoda; Insecta; Diptera; Drosophilidae
Product: transmembrane protein 222
Source: RefSeq, a predicted model, not a curated record
AAAAACCCAGGUGGAAGUGGUUGAAUUUUGUUUGUGCCAUAGAAUUGCGUCUGCUUUAUUUCUCUCUUAUCGUACAAUUCGAGCCCAAUCGGAAAAGUUAGCGACCGAUUUAGUGGUCAUUACGACGGGAAAGACCGUGAGAGUGAGUGACUGUUGCUGUGGUUUCCCCGCACAAAUUUCUACCUCAUUCAGUGUAAUAAUGUCGACGAACCCAAGUCACCAGAGCAGAACAGCGACGGAGGACGUGCAGAUCGCGAUGGGCGGUUCCGGCGGAGGAUCGGGCGAUGGCGACCCGGACAGACUACCACCGAUUAGCGAGAAGGACCAGCGAUUCCCCUACUGCAUCGUUUGGACCCCCAUUCCGGUGCUCACCUGGCUGCUGCCCAUGAUCGGUCACAUGGGCAUUUGCACCUCGUCGGGAGUGAUCCGUGACUUUGCCGGCCCCUACUUCGUCUCGGAGGACAACAUGGCCUUUGGUCGUCCCACUCGCUACCUGAGAUUGCAUCCCAAGUACGUGGAGGGCGGUAGCUACGCCUGGGAUGAGGCCGUUUCCAAGGCAUCCGUGCUCUAUGGCACCCGCAUCCACAACAUCUUCUGCGACAACUGCCACUCGCAUGUGGCCACGGCUCUCAUAAAUAUGCGCUACAACAACAGCACCAGCUGGAACAUGGUCAUCCUGAGCAUGUGGCUCUUUGUCUGCGGACGGUACGUCGGAAUCGGGGGCUUCAUCAAGACCUGGCUGCCGUUUGCGAUUCUCCUGACCAUCUGCAUACUGCUGGGCGUCUACUUCUAGUGACUAAGAUUAUGUUUAAUCGUUUAG